Molecule: messenger RNA, 534 nt
Organism: Ruditapes philippinarum (Manila clam)
Lineage: Eukaryota; Metazoa; Mollusca; Bivalvia; Venerida; Veneridae
Product: C-type lectin-like
Exons: 1
Coding region: 1-534 (177 amino acids)
Molecular function (GO): signaling receptor activity
Source: RefSeq, a predicted model, not a curated record
AUGUCAUUCAUCAAAGGUGAGUUUGGAGGACAAACAAGAAAUAGAACUUGUGGCUUAAAUACAACGUAUUGUAAGCAUUACCGUGAGCCAACUAAUGUGAUUGACAAAAUAUUAUGCGAGGGUGUGUGUCCAAAAGACUAUACUGCAACAAGUCAUGGUUUCUGUUUGAAAUUUUACGACAAAGAAAGACUAGCCAGAGACGAUGCUGAACAAAUCUGUCAACGUGAUGGAGGACAUCUUGUUAACGUUGAUUCUGAGAUGAAAGUAAAAGAUGUGAAUGAAACAAUUCUUGAUAAAAACUUUUCUUCUUCUAAUAUAUGGAUUGAUGGAAGAAAAUCAGUACAAGGUGAUCCUUGGACUUACGGCUACAAGUCAUCAGAUCCGUCCUUCACCUUUUGGGGAGAUAAUGAUCCAGAUAACGGUUCAAGUGAUUUGUGCAUUAACUAUUACUAUGCGUCAAAUACGAAUAACCUUUGGCGAUGGUUCGAUAAUUCAUGUUCUGGAAACUUUGCUUUUGUUUGCCAAAUACAGUGA